GAUAAAUGAAACAGGGCGGAUUAAGAGUACCGGGCGUCUAUCCUCCUCAGCCACGCCUGGACCGCAUGAAGGAGCAGAGGGACGCUUGUUGGACACCAGUUAAAGUAAAACCAGGCUGUUUUUGAAACGUUUGCAACUUGUUGUUUAGCGGACAAGAAGCGACGUGGUGAAGGGCACGGGAACAAAACACGGACCUCGCUCACCUACAGUGCCUGCAGCUGGAAAAACAGGUGAGUGUUGGAGGCAGAGAGUGAAGGGCUGGAACUAGAAAUUGACCUUUAAGGUGGUUUAUGGAUAGUUUAUGUCGCGAGGAGAGUUUGGUUUGCAUAAGAUGAGAGGAACGCCGCGCGCUCGGCCAGGUGUUGUCAUCAGGAGCUCUUUAAUUUCGCGCAUGCUCACUUGACCCCAGUGUUUGAUUAAUAGAAUUAGUAGUUUUUGAUCUAACCCUUGAAUUAGACUUGUUGAGGCAGUGCUGUGAAAGAAGCGCGUCUGAAACCUCUCACUUCUCUUUCUGGUGCAAACAUGACAACCUCCAGUGAAACCAGUAAAGUCAACCACUUCAAUAAAAGGUUGAUACAGUCAUGUUUAAUUCAGAGAGGGGAUAAUUAGAUUAGAUUCAACUUUAUUGUCAUUGAACACAGAACAGGUACAGAACUAAACGAAAUGUAGUUUAACAUCUAAUCAGAAGUGCAAGGUAGUAAAGUGCAAAGUAUGUACAUAUGGGCAGUGCAGGUAUGAGCUGAAUACACUAUAUAUAUAUAUGCAUAUAAAAAAAUAAUAAGAGAUAAUGAAUUUGUGUAUUGACAUGCAGAAAAAACAGACCUUUUCUUAGGUGUGAAAAUGUAUGUUUCAUCUGGACUAGUCAGGUUUGAGCUUGUGUUUCUAAUAUGUACCUGUUGUGAAGUUUGUGCUACUUUCUGUCUGGUGGUUUUCAUGACAUGAUCCUUUUUUUUCUGAACACACCCUGCUGCUGCUGCUGCUGUGUGUGUGUGUGUGUUUCUGCCCUCAGGCUACAGAAUAAUCAUGCAGCAGUCACCAAAGAAAGAGGAUCUGGUUUUGUGUGCAGUCUGGUGUCACACUCAGAAACAGUCUUUCGGAGACAGUUAAAGUUAUUUACAUAAUGACUCAGUGAUCAAAAACCCGACUCUUCCUCUUUUUGGGUUCAGCCCAGAAAGUGAGCGGCACUCACACAUCUGGAGCCAUAAAAGGUCAUUUCAGGUGUGCACGCAUAAGGUGAAAAACAUCGAUCCGAAAUGUUAAAAAUGAAGACGUCCUAGUUUUCCAGCAUGCCUCACAUCGUCAGUAAACAUACAAAUUAACUUUUAACUCAAAAACACUUUGGCCGCAUUUUCCAGUGCCACCAAAUUGUUGAACUCGCCACGCUUAUAAGAAGAAACAGACCGGAGGUGAAGGUGUGUGUGUCUGUGAGUGUGUGAGUGAGUGUUGGAUAAGAGCUACAGAGGCCUGGAUAAAAAGGGAGAUUGACAGGCUGCCAAAAGCAGGAGAAACCAGUGAAAAGAUGCAGGAGCAGACAGCUUGAACAGGUCUUUGUAGACAAUAGGAGUCGAGGUGUGGCAUCUGAAUAAUUCUGCAUUAGACAUGGAUAAAGUAGUCUUUAUUUACUGCUGGGGGAACUAUUCUAAUCAGACAAUAUCAGACUAAGUACUGAAAAGAAAAGGAGAUGAACGCAGAGGUAUCUCUUUGUCAUUUUUGAACCACAAUGUGUCAACAUAUGUGGACUUUGCGUUUGUGCAACUUCCUGAGGAAGUUAGCCCAUGGAUGGCAUCAGCACUGAGGCUGAAUGCAUGUGAAUGUCACAAGUUUUCACGUUACUUUUGCCUAAUUGGUUCUCAAGUUUGAGUAUAUUAUUGUUCUACUUAUCAGACUGAACUGUAACACGCCUUGACACAUCUCUGGCAUCGCGGGAGGCUCCAGUUUCGCUGUUUGGAAGCAUUUUAGUGCAACAUGAUUAAAGUAGAAGAGUUGCCGCUGUGUUCCUCUUCCUCCCCCCACUUAUCUUUGAGAGUCUGAGCACAUAAUGAACUUAAGAGGGACACAGAUGACACCUUGUGCACCGAUCCCUUUAUCCCUUGCUCUGUAAACACACACUUGCAUACAAACACACUGUGGCCUCUGCUGCUCCAGACAAAUAUCCGUCCUUUCCUGGGGAGAGGAGCUGCUCUGAGCUGAUGCUGUGAAAAAUGUAGUCAUAUAUAAACCAGUAAAUGAAACGAAAAAAAUCUAUCUUUUGGUUACUUACUUUACUUUCUGUCCUUUUGAUUAAACAAUUUAGAUUUUUUAAAAGUUAUUUUCAGUCAUCAAUAAAGAGACGCACAGAUCAACUUAUCUAAGCCCUCGAGCGACGAUUUCACAUCUCUUGGCCAAGACUGUCAAAAUAAAAAUGAAUUACACCACCUAGUCUCCAUUGCAGCCAUUGUUAUAUCUCAUAACUUAUCUUUUUGAUUUUGAUAGAACUUAAUAAAUCUAAGAUAAGAAAGUGAGACUGCGUUUAAAAAGAACGGAUCCUGUUAACAUUCGAUAAGUUCAACAUGAAGCAGAAUCAAGGUGAUGAGCUGAUGGAUUUCAUCUUCCUGAGGGUAUUUUCACCUUUUCUGUGGAGGCAGUGAAUCUUUCUCCAGGGUGCGGUUGGGGAAUAAUGACAUUUCUCUCCCUGCCCAAACUUGUUCCCUACAUUCCUUCCUGCAACUCUGACUGCGGCGCAUCUUCAUCCCUCACUUUUACAUAACUCCACCGCCACGGGCCUUCCUGCACGGAGCCACUCUCACUGUCCUUGAAGCAGAGUCAGAUGUAAUACCUGCACAUUUCCUAACCUUUAGCGGAAAUUGCAAAUGCGUAGAUAGUGUUUGUUGAUAAUGACGGGUGGGAGAGGAAGUGAGGAAUUUGUGGAAUUCUGGGUAAUGAGCUGGCGAGGAAGGAAUGUGUGUCAGAGCGAGAAUGAAGGGCAGACAGGUAGAGGAGAUGUGGAGAGUGAGAGUCGAUCUGCAGACUGGUUAAAUGAUUUGUCUGUCUGUGUUUAGCCUCAGGUCAUGAAUACACAAGCAAAAAAAAAGUUAACUUCAAACAGGUUCAACCAGACGGGAUUUUUCUUCUCAACGCUGAAGUCAUGAAACAUUUGAAUUGAUAAUGCACAGUUACGUUUAAAGGUCAUAGAGAAGGGGGAAUUCAUGCUGGUGGUAAUAAUACGAUGAGCCAACAUGAAACAACAGCUGCUGAGGUGCUAAUGUGUCCUGACUUGUGCGGCACCUCAUGUUACCUCCUGACAGUGCAGAACAUCUCAUGACUUUAACGAGUGUUUGCGGGUUCAUGUCGGCACACUCAGCUACUCAUUUAUAUGAAAACACUGUGCAUCAGAUCCAAAACUCAAACUGAACACACCUAUCGUCAUACUAGAUGAGUGAGGGAUUACAUUUCUAUGCUAACACUAUAUACUACUUCCUGUACAGUGAGGGUUAUCAUUUUCUCUCAUACAGAUUUAAAGAUUUGAACAAACAUCUCUUUAGGAAUAAGCUUAAAACACUGAAAUUCAUGUCAGUGAGACUAUUAGAGGAUCAAAAGGAGUUUUUAAAGGUUAGAGGCAGUAAUUUGUUAAAUCAUUUUUAGUUUUUAAAUUUAGAGAAGGAAGUUUGAUGUUGAAGUUUGUUAAUAAACUAAGAAAUUGGCAACCAGAUGAGUUAAAGGUUCCUACGCACGUACGCAAAGUAUGGAAAAGUAUGGAAGUAGUUGGAUCAAUUUCCAGGUCUUAAAAAGUAUGAUAGAUGGGAAAUAAAGAGUGGGAAAAUAUCUGUUUCCAGACUAUUACCACCGUUCUAAAAUACUGUUUUCUAAAAAUAGAAAAGAAGGUAUUUCCAAUAAUAAUUCUAAAAAGUAGGAUAUGGAAAAGUAUGGAAUUCCAACUGUGUAGGAACCCUGCUAGUAUGUAACUUCAUAGAGAGGGUGUCUCAAAUGUUUGCUGGGACUUGGAUUUAUUGUGAUGUUAGUUUUUUUGUUUCUUAAAGUAAAUGAACUUUAUGUGGGUGUUUUUUUUUUUAGAUUUUUAACGGUCAGUGUCGGCUGUUUCAUGUCAUUUUGUAGCCCCUCUGCUUAGGGCUGGGCGAUAUGGCCUCAAAUCAAUAUCACGAUACAUUGAGCAGUUCACCUCGAUAACGAUAAAUGGACGAUAACGACUCCACAAGCUGCUCACCCCCUCCCACAUUAACUUCGUCUACUUCAGCCGCUGCUCCAGCCGCUACAACUUUUGAACCGUCCUCCAUCUCCUCACCUGUCUUUCCCUCUUUGUUACGGACUGGAUGGGGUGGCGUCACCACACGUCUCUGAUGUAGGACAGCGUCUUAAAGGGACAUGAGACCAUAGCCUACCUACACACACCCAAAACCAACUUUUAUUUAUUUAUUUAUUUGACACCGAAUAUAUUGAUAUGGGCAAAAUGACGUCACUUAUUGUUGUAAUUUCGGUAGCGGUAAAUUUUUGGUUUAUCGCCCAGCCCUACUUCUGCUAAUAAUUGAAUACAGAACAGUUUUCAGAAAUGAUACAUUUUUAAAGAGUCUGUUAAAAGAAGUGUUGUAUGAAAUCACGAAAAAUCGAUGCAAGAAUUAGGUGGGGAAAAUUUAAAUGAGGAAAAAUGAUUUGAAGCUGUCUUUGUUUUAUUUAUGGUGCAGUUUUUACCAUCUGCACAAAAGUGAUAAAUUCAGACCUCCUGUAAUGACGACUCCGUAUUAAAUAUAAGUAUAUUUUGAAAGGGCUCAAUAUGACUCCUUGUCACAUGUUUCCACCUCUGUGUGACUUUUUUUGUCUUCUUAUAUCUGUCCUUGGCUCAUGUUUUUAUUGGUAUGCUUGUUUUACAGCUAACAUGACGGAAGCGGACAAGUUCCUAUAUGGGGACCGUGGGGUCAACAACCCUCUGGCCCAGGCUGACUGGUCCACCAAGAAGCUGGUGUGGAUCCCCUCAGAGAAGCUGGGCUUUGAGGCCGGCUCUGUCAAAGAGGAGCAGGGAGAUGAGUGUGUGGUGGAGCUGGCCGACUCUGGCAAGAAGGUAAAAGUCAAGAAUUUGCUCUUCUGUUGGUGUCACAAUGUCCGUCUUUUUUAUUUAUGAAAUGUAAAUAGACGAUGUACGAUAUAUUUAUGAAAUGAAAUAUUAAAUGUCGUCAUUGUGAAUCUUAGGUGAAGGUAAACAAGGAUGACAUUCAGAAGAUGAAUCCACCCAAGUUCAACAAGGUGGAGGACAUGGCAGAGCUCACCUGCCUGAACGAGGCCUCGGUGCUGCACAACCUCAAAGAGAGAUACUACUCUGGACUCAUCUAUGUCAGUCUGCGUCUACACUUCUACACAGACACCAUACAUUAAUGUCUAUUUCAUCCAUCCAGUGUCUUGACAGUAAAUAUCCUGUCUCACUCAGACAUACUCCGGCCUCUUCUGCGUGGUGGUCAACCCAUACAAGUACUUUCCCAUCUACAGUGAGGACAUAGUGAACAUGUACAAAGGGAAGAAGAGGCACGAGAUGCCGCCUCACAUCUACGCCAUCACAGACACGGCCUACAGGAGCAUGAUGCAGGGUACCAAUCAUGGAUUAUUGUAGAGGGAAAAUCAUUAGACAUUAUUUGCUGCAGUAGAUAUACAUUAUGUAACUGCACACGUACUUUUAAGGCUGUAGGAAAGGACAAAUUGUUUCACACCUGCAAAGACGUGAAACCAAAGAAGCUACACAAGAAGUCACAUUUUCUAUCAUACUGCUUGCUUUUGUACUUCUCAGGUGUUUGGAUUUUUUCUCCUUUAUUUCCUGUUUUAAGAUCUUUCUAAUUAACUUUUGUUUUUUUUCCUCUCAGACCGUGAAGACCAGGCCAUUCUUUGCACGUAAGUUGCAGGCUUUGUGAGUUCAGAAAUCAAUCUUGCUUAUUCAAGUCAGGAGAAAAUUUGUUGUUCUGGGUGUUAUUGAAAGAGGAGGUGUUAUGGUUUUUUUUUCCAUAUUUUACGAACAAUAUUUAGUUUGAAGUAUUGGAUAUCAGAAAUAUCCAACGUUUUUAAGGUUUAAUUUGGGGUCCAAUUUAUGUGUCCUUAAUUCAUAAUUUGUCAUUUUCAAUAGAGAAACACCGGUUAACUCACUGACAUCAACUUUAUAGCAUGGCGUCAGUAGCUGUGUUUACAUGGGCACAAAUAAUCGGAAUAAACGCCCGAUCUGAACAAAAAAUUGGUCAUUUUAACAAGUCGAUCGGAAGAUUCUGAUCCAGUUCGGCUCAAACGGAAAGAAAUUUUAUUCCGAUGAAGAGGGGUGGUUUAUACUGAAAUGCAUCCAUGUAAAUAUUUAUUCCGAUAAUGACUCUCUUACCUGACUCGAUCUUCACUCCUGAGCCUUUGGCUUAUUUAUUGAGGUCAGUUCAGGAGGUUUCAUUAUUAACACUCUGGCAUAAAACACAACCACAGGAGCUGUGUCUGCUCCUCCAGUAACAUAACAAGGCGUACAAACAGCGUAAUGAUGUCACAUCUGCACAUACAGCACAACCUUUGACAGGACAGUAAAAUAAGUACACAAAGGCGCCAUCUAGUGACAACAUUUAACAGGGAAAAUACUCUUGAAUCGGAUGGAGUGAGCGACUGCCAUGUUUGUUGGUUAGUUGACAGCACAGGCCAGAGAUGGGAAUUGUGGAGUCACCAAGUCAUCUCCAUGCCAUGUAUUUGUUCUGCUCUGUCACUGAACCAGCUGCUUCCAAUGAGCUGCCAGGACGGUGAGCUCAUUAGUGAAGGCACCUGGUUCAGUAACUGAGCAGAACAAAUACAUGGCAUGGAGACGACUUGGUGACUCCACAAUCCCCAUCUCUGGCACAGACAUAAAUACAACUCUUCUUCUGUGGUUGUUUUAGCAAAAUCAGACAACUCUGCACAUGUCCAAAUGCUUCUAAUCUGAAUAAAGCUCGGUGCAUGUAUACGCACUUCAUGACCAGAUUAUUUGAUUUUGCACCCAUAUAGACAGUGGAUUCAGAUUAUCCGAUCCCUCAAAUUUUUUAUUGGAUUAAGAAAUUUUGCAAACAUGUAAACACGGCUAUUGAUGGGAGCCUCUGGAGAACUGGGUCCAGGAGUGUUUUUGGGCUUCAAAGAGACAGUAGCUGAAGUGUAGCAUUUCAGGCAGAGAAUGAAAUGAGUUAGAAAGAAACCUAUCUUAGAGAAGUUAUGAAUUUUUUUUAGCUCUUGGUUGUUUAGAGCUACAAACAAAAGUACAUAAGGACAGUUUACAGCCCAAAAAUGAGCUUAAUACCUCCUCCUUAGGGUGCUGCUUUAAAACCCCUGAAGUUUAGUGAAUUUCCCUUGUGAUGAUGGUAAAAUCAGUCUUGUAAAUUUUGUACAUGCUGUCUAUUUUUUUUUACAGUGGGGAAUCGGGAGCAGGAAAAACAGAAAACACCAAGAAAGUCAUCCAGUAUCUUGCUUACAUUGCCUCAUCUCAUAAAUCCAAGAAAGAUCAGGUCAGUCUGCUUCUUUCUCUCUGCAAUAUCUGAAAGUUCUUCAGGAGAUACUGAAGUAUAAUGAUCGACACCGACUCCCUUUUGUGGUUUUUCUAAACUUCUUUUUCCACAUUAUCCCCUCUCUUUAAUAUCAUUUACCUGAGCGAGCUGUGCAGCAACUACUGCACAUUCCUCCCUCACAGGUCUGGACGUGCCCACCUCACCCCUGUGUGGUCACUGGAAGUAGAGCGGAGUGCAGAUGUUGAAUGAGUGUCUGUUCUUGUACUGUGACAUGUUUGAUAAAUGGUUUCCUUUGCAGUCUUUUUUUUACCAGUUGGUAUCAAAUGUGAUGAACUCUCUUUUCUCACCUCUCUAGGGCAGUGCAGUUUUAUCACAUGUGAGUUCAUCUCUCUGCCUCCAUCUGCAUGUAUUCAAGCAUUUCUGCAUCUGUAACACUCUACUAACCCGAUAACACUGAUGUGGUGUCUUUGUGUGUCUUUGAAAGAAGUGCAGAAAUCAGUCUCAUACAGGCCCACAGUCGUUGCUGCUAAAGCUUUUUUUUUUUUUACUGUUACAAUAAGAUUUUAAAAAAUAUAGGGUUGAUGUCAUUUUUUUUGCAGUUUAAGUUAGCGUAGAUCAAAUCAUCAGUCUGUCUGCGAGUCCAAGCCAAUUUGAUCCAGCUUUUGUUAGCUCACAGAUAUCAGGGUUGUGACAGAUGUAAAGAAAAAUGUUAUUAAGGAGAUCAUCCAAAAUUUCUACCUCCUAAAAGAUAAAAAUAUCAACUCUUCCUAAAACAGAUGGUUUGGUUAGCUUAGCGUAGCAUUACAGCUGGAAGUAAGUGGGCAGGAUAGCCUAAUCAUAUCUUAAAGGGAUAUUCCAGCGUAAAAUUAAUUUAGGGUCAAACACACAGUAACACCGAGUUAGACACCCCCUCGAGAGAUGAAUGUUUCCGACCGCUUGAUUCUCUAGUUAUACCAACUUUAGUAGCAACCCCAGGACAGCAAUACACAGCGGUCUGAGGAGCCAUGAACAAACCUCAACCGAAAAGCCACUCUAUAGCCACAGAUAAUGCUCAGAACGGCACCUAACUUCAUCAACAGUACAUAUAGGGUCCUAGCCACACCACUAACCACCAAACAUCUUUUUAACCGCUUGUUUGUAGCGAGACCUCAGGCCAGUCCAUUACAGACUACAGCGGAGUUUCACAGCUCAAGGAAGAACAUUUAUGAUCAUUCCUUUAUCAUUUCCUUGAAGUAAUAAUCACCAUAUUAAUCAUUUUGCACUGCAGACACGGUAGUUCUUCUGCCUUAGCGUCUCAGCCUGAUUGCAUUUCCGCGAAGAAAUGAUCAUAAAUGUUCUUCCUUGAGCUGCGACACCCCACUGUAGUUCGUAAUGGACUGGCCUGAGGUCUCGCUACAAACAAACGGCUGCUGGAGGAGAGUAGGUGAGUUGUGUUUAGUCUCUUUGCUAAAGAAAUCAGGCAAAGUUAAAAAGAUGUUUGGUGGCUAGUGCUGUGGCUGGGACACUAUAUGUACUGUUGAUGAAGCUAGGUACUGUUUUGAGCAUUAUUUGUGGCUAUAGAGUGGCGUUUUGGUUGAGGUUUGUUUAAGGCUCCUCAGACCGUUGUGUAUCUCUAUCAUGCGGUCAUUACUAAAGUUGGUAUACCUAGAGAAGCAAGCGGUCGGCAACAUUUAUCUCUCGAGGAGGUGUCUAACUUGGUGUUAUGGUGUGUUUGACCCUAAAUUAAUUUUAUGCUGGAAUAUCUCUUUAAGCAUCCAGAUCUUUCUAUCAGUACCGUACUAAAUGACAAUGUUGGAUUGGUAUCUUCUAUCUCAUCAAGCCCCUGGUUAAGUAAGCAGAUAAACAUAUAAGUGAAAAAGCCUACCUCCAAUUUAUAUAAGUGACCAGCAUGACACAGAAAAUUAAAAACAGCCCAUAGGAGUCAUUUCUUCUUUAGUUUUCAAAGCUGUAUUCAGUGAAACCGUCCCACCCCACCCAGCAGCUAUCCGAUGCUCGUCAGUCUGGAUUUUGUCAUUGUCACGUGAAGGUUCGCUGGUUUUUGGGGUGUCACUGUGAACUCUAUGAUUUCCUUUGGGGGACUUUUUCUCACUGGCCUGUGUGCUUCUUGUGUUUUCAUGUUUGUGUCUGCAUGGACUGGGUGUUAAUACCUGAGUGGGCUUGCUGUGCUGCGGGGAUGUUGGAAUGUGCAGGGUUCAGUGUUUAUUGUUUUGUGUAUGUGUGUGCAGUCGACUUGGCAAUGAUAACGUACCCUUAGGUUCUUUUGUAAAACACACAGCCUGAAUUCUUAGUACGGACAAGUUAACGCACAUCGCUCAGGUUUGAACCAGUCAUUAAAAGAUCUGAAGCGCUGCAAGAAAUUGCAUGAUUUAAUGUUGUGAAGGCUGUGAUGGGGUGUUGUCAGAGACGGUAGUUUGCUCUUACACUUUGUCUUCUCUGUCAGGGAGAACUGGAGAAACAGCUGCUGCAAGCUAACCCCAUCCUGGAGGCUUUUGGCAACGCAAAGACCGUCAAAAACGACAACUCCUCAAGAUUUGUAAGAGCGACUUUGAGCCCCUGAUUUAAAGUAUUAAACAGCAAAUAUAUUUGUAACUUGUAAGCACAGUAAUCAUAGUGAGGAAUCGAUCGCCAAAGUUUUAUAUAACUCUUAAUUUGUUUUUCUUUGCAGGGAAAAUUCAUCAGGAUCAACUUUGAUGUCAACGGGUACAUUGUUGGAGCCAAUAUUGAGACUUGUAUCCUUUCAAGAGAAAGUGUUUUUUUCUCAGUACUUACAUUUACAGCGGGUGAUGCCCCAGGCCCUCAAAAGAGCAAAAGGUGAAAGCAACUAAAGAAUGCCUUUCAUGCUAUAAUAACCUGCUGCCCGAGGGUCUGCUGUCAGUUUUGUUUGUCGUGAUUUGACUCAGCAAGUUUGUAUAUGAAUAUACCUAAACCAUGACGGCAUAACACUACGUGACUCUGAACUGUUUAAAUCACGGGCAGUGUGAGGAGACACAUGAUCGUACAGAAGUGUGUAACAUCAGACAUCAUGCUGUUGAUGAUCCUUUUGUAGGAGAAUGAGGAACCCUAUUAAGGAUCAUUCAGCCUCAACCAAAGAUAAGAUGAAAUACACUCUAUUGACCCCUUAUUGGGAAAAUUUACUUUUAACAAUACAAUACUAAACAGUAACAGUACACUAGGGCUGUAAUCAACCAAAAAAAUUGUAACUUACUUUGUAAUGUCAAAGUAUGACACUAAGAAUUAGGUGAUAUAAAUAUAUGAGGUAAAAAUCGGGAUACAUCAGCGUAUAUUUAUACAGUGGAUACCUGUAUAUGUAUAAAAAGGGAGAUUUGAAAGCAUCAAUAUAGCAGAUAUUUUCACAUUCAUUAUUUUAAUAGUACAGAAAUAUAAGUUAAUAUACUAUUUGUGUGAAUAUGAAUAAUUUCAACCUGAAAAAACAUAGGGUCGUAUUAUUUUCUCGUAUUUGUCCUUGACUGAAAAUUUUCUAGAUCUGCUGGAGAAGUCUCGAGCCAUCCGACAAGCCAAAGAUGAAAGAAGCUUCCACGUCUUUUACUAUUUACUGACGGGAGCAGGAGACAAGAUGCGCUGUGAGACUUUCUGAAUCAUAAAUAUAUCCGACUGAGCUCCAUGAAUGAAAGCAGCAGGAUAUAAAUGGCAGAUUUUUCCAUGAUAGACUGGGAUAAAACUGUUAAGACUAAUUAGACUUUUAUGAUACUUACAAUAAUUCAGUUAUUUCUCUAGCAUGUUCAGUAUCAUAGAUUAUAAUUAACUAAGACUUCCAGGCUGAAAAAGACAUAAAACUUUGAAAUGAUCUCUUUUCUUUUCAUCUCCAGCUGAAUUGUGCCUGGAGGAUUACAGCAAGUAUCGUUUCCUGUCCAAUGGACAUGUGACGAUUCCCGGCCAGCAGGACAAGGACAUGUACACUGAGACUAUGGACGCUUUUCAGAUCAUGGGUGUUCCAGAGGAAGAAAGAGUUGGUAACUAUCGCAUUAUAUUUUAAGUAUUUAAAAAGGUUUAUUUAUUUGUUUGUUUGUUUGUUUGUAGAUUUAUGGAAAUAUAUAUUUCAAUGUAAUUUGUAGAUUCAGAGAAUGGACUCGACAACAAUUUUCAACAGUAUUUAGCUGUAUUAUUUAUUAUUCUUUACAUCGGAGGAGCUGGAACUUUAGAUUAUUUGCAGCUCUGCUUAUUUAAGUUUGGAUUUAUGCAAUAAAGUGAAUGUUUUGAGUGUCAAAUGUUGCCCUACAGUGACCUCUGUUUGUUUGUCAGGUCUGUUGAAGGUGGUGUCAGCCGUGCUGCAGUUGGGAAACAUGACAUUUAAGAAGGAGCGUCACUCUGAUCAGGCCUCCAUGCCAGACAACACUGGUACAUACAUUACAUUCAUUUUGUUACUUUAACAUUGUUAACAUAGAUUCUUCAUCACAUGCUGUCCAUCUAGUCUGAUUUUCUCAAGUCUUCCCAAUAGUCCAAGAUCCUUGUUUUGAUCCUCUAAUAUGAAACCUUGUAUUUCACCCCCAGCUGCCCAGAAAGUGUGUCACCUGCUGAGCAUCAAUGUGACCGACUUCACACGAGCCAUCUUGUCCCCCAGAAUCAAGGUCUGAGAUCGAUCCAUGAAAUGCUCUUAGCUUAGUAUGGAAGUAAUUUGAUCAAUUUUCAGGCCUUAAAAAGUAUGGUAAUUGAAAAAUAAAGUAUGGCAAAAUAUCUCUGUUUCCAAACUAUUACCACAGUGGAAAAAAAAGUUGUUUUCUAAAAUAGAAAAGUAGGUAUUUCCAAAAAUAAUUGUAUGGAAAUUCCAACUGUGUAGGAACCCUGCUUAAAGGUACAGUGUGUGUUGCUUAAUAAGUAUGACACUCCAUUUGUCAAGCCUAUAAAAACAAAAAAAGUCCAAAUUCCUCUGCGCACGACAACUACUCCCUUCUUCUUUGCCCUCUGAAUGGUGCGUUGUAUACACUCCAUGCAGCUAUAUUCUAUCAUUAACAUUUGAUUGCUUUGGUCUUGCAGGUUGGCAGAGACUACGUGCAGAAGGCCCAGACCCAGGAGCAGGCAGAGUUUGCGGUUGAGGCCCUGGCUAAAGCCUCUUAUGAGAGGAUGUUCCGCUGGCUGGUGAUGCGAAUCAAUAAAGCUCUGGACAAGACAAAGAGGCAGGGGGCCUCCUUCAUCGGCAUCCUUGACAUUGCUGGAUUUGAGAUCUUUGAGGUGAGCAUUUAAAGUCUAGACAAAUGACAGCUUUGUGUUAUAACUGUAGUUUUUUUUACCAGAAAGAGUGAGAGACAUAUGUUUGUGUUUGCGCGGCAUGAGCGCAGGUACAGCUGCUGCCUAAAGAGAUAGGAAAAAGUUUAAUUAAAAUAAAAAGGGUAGUUGAGUAAGAAGUGAGUAUGGAUGUUUUCAUCUGACAUGCAGGUUACAAAAAAUGAAAUAAAACAAAGGCUAAUGAUGUUGUAUUCUCUCCUACAGCUGAACUCCUUUGAGCAAAUGUGCAUCAACUACACCAAUGAGAAGCUGCAGCAGCUCUUCAACCACACCAUGUUCAUCCUGGAGCAGGAGGAGUACCAGAGGGAGGGCAUCGAGUGGAGCUUCAUCGACUUUGGCCUCGACCUGCAGCCCUGCAUCGACCUCAUUGAAAAGCCUGUAAGACAUCCUCCAGUUACUAUUAUUCCUCAUACAAAUAACUCAGAGUGUGGCUGGAGUUACAAUCCUUCUGCAGAAGUUACUAGAUCUAUUUGUGUUGUGAUACAAGUCAAGGCACGUAACUUGAUCAGCAGACUGACAUGCGUUUGUUGUUUUUGUUUUCUUUCAUCACUCAUCACAGGCUGGUCCUCCAGGCAUCUUGGCUCUGUUGGAUGAAGAGUGCUGGUUCCCCAAAGCCACAGACAAAUCGUUUGUGGAGAAGGUGGUCCAAGAGCAGGGCACGAACCCCAAGUUCCAGAAACCAAAGAAACUCAAGGAUGACGUCGACUUCUGCAUUAUCCACUAUGCUGGAAAGGUCAUUUGAUACUAGGAAUUUUUUAAAUUUUUUUAAAGCUCCUGUGAGAUUUUUCCAGAAGGUUGUGAAACACUGACAUCAAUACUGGUGCCUCUACAGGAUAUAAAACAGCAAACAAGACCAUCAAAAAAAGGACUGGCUGUUUUUAGCUAAAUUUUUUAUGGCAGGAGGCAGACCAAGUAAAUAACUGCACACUACUCAGAAAGACUUACAUGUGCAAAACAAAAUCAAACGAGUACUUUGUCAAUUUUGGGACAUCAAAACCAGCAUGAAUUGAAAGUUUUUCACAGGAGCUUGAGUCAUGUAUUUGCCUGAUAUUAUUAAAAAUGUUUAUUUCCAAUUAGAUAUCAUUCACCCCCCCCAGGGAACAAAAAAAUCUCACUGAAUCUGAACCUGCUGUUUUGGUCUGACAAAGAUUCACAGCGAUUUGAAUGCAGAAAUACUCAGAAAUGCGAUUUUGCACUUACUUUUCUCAUGAUAUGCCCUGUUGCAUCAGAAAAAUGCCAUAUGAACAUGUAGACAACAAGAAAAACUGGAUUUUUAUUGGAGUGGGACUCUUUCAAAUUGUUACUUGUGAAGAGUAAAAUUAUGUGCUUAAUUCAACAUCAUAUUUAGAUACACAAACAUACAUUGAUAUAAGACUCUGUUAAAUUUGUUAUUUCAUACAUUAUUAGAUCGAACUUUGCUGCAGAUUAGUUGUGCCUUAAAGUAACACUGUUUUAAAUGCUUUAUUACAAACCGAUCUCUCCUCUGUUACAGGUGGACUACAAAGCAGAUGAGUGGCUGAUGAAAAACAUGGACCCUCUGAACGAGUGCGUGGCCACUUUACUCAACCAAUCAGGAGACAAAUUCAUUAGUGAUCUGUGGAGAGACAGUGAGUUCUGUUGCUAAAUUCAUCUUAAACCUCAAAUUAAAUUGCAGAAUGAAUAUUUGCUUUGAGAGUCACAUUAUCUGUAAAUUAUGUAACGUCUUGAAAACAAUAUUUUCACUGUGAUGAAAUCAGACUAAUUGUGUUUUGUCGCUUGUAGUGGAUCGUAUUGUUGGCCUGGAUAAGGUUGCAGGAAUGUCUGACUCCAUGCACGGUGCAUUCAAAACCCGUAAGGGCAUGUUUCGCACUGUGGGUCAGCUGUACAAGGAACAACUGGGAAACCUCAUGACCACGCUAAGAAACACCAAUCCAAACUUUGUCCGCUGCAUCAUCCCAAACCACGAGAAGAAGGUACUCAACAGAGGUUCUAGACUAAGUAUAAGGCAGAGCACAGACACAUUUUAGUGGGAAUUUCAUGUGUGUUUCUCUCUCAGGCAGGUAAACUGGAGCCUCACCUGGUUCUGGAUCAGCUGAGGUGUAAUGGAGUCCUGGAGGGGAUUCGCAUCUGCAGACAGGGCUUCCCCAAUCGCAUCGUCUUCCAGGAGUUCAGACAGAGGUGAAAAAAACAGCUCGUACUUGUCUUUUUAGAAUACAGUAAUAAGUUAGUAAAUAAAUGCAUCUCUCUUUGACUACGCUAAGACUCACUGCCAUGAUUUAUUUCAUAAAACCUCAAGAAUCGCGUACAUGCACCACAUCUCCCUGCUCUAAAAAACCACCAAAACAACCCAAAAAUAACUCUUGAAAUUUUAACAGAAGACUGCAGGGAUAAGACUUUGACUCAUUUUGCAGUAACAGAAAAAUAACAGAUUACAUAAAGAGUCCAACCUCUCAAGUGGAUUUAUUUUGUCUUUCAGGUAUGAAAUCCUCACACCUAAUGCUAUACCAAAGGGUUUCAUGGAUGGGAAGCAAGCCUGUGUGCGCAUGGUAAGGAUAAGAGAGCAGACUUGGAAGGACAGCCAAUAUGGGGUCUGUUUCUUCCUCACUCUAAGCUCGAGGACUUAUCACUGACUCUGUCUCCUUCUGUCAGAUCCAAGCUCUGGAGCUGGACCAAAACCUGUACCGCAUCGGUCAGAGUAAAGUGUUCUUUAGAGCCGGAGUCCUUGCUCACCUGGAGGAGGAGCGAGACAUGAAGAUCACUGACGUCAUCAUCAGUUUCCAGGCCUGGUGCAGAGGAUAUCUGGCUCGCAAGUACGAACCAUUUACCCCGAUCAACCCUGGACACAUUUUAGGAGGCAACAUGUUCUCACGCUUCGGUUUUUGAUAUUAUGGAUAUAAAGCAAACCAAUGACAAGUUUGCUGUUGAUCUUAUUGUAGAGCCUUUGCCAAGAGACAGCAGCAGCUGACCGCCAUGAAGGUGAUGCAGAGGAACUGUGCUGCGUACCUCAAACUCAAAAACUGGCAGUGGUGGAGACUUUUCACCAAGGUAAGGGAAAAAUAAAGGUGACUAAAUCUGUCACUUUAUUUACUCAAAGGUUCAGACUUCAUGAUGCUAGAAUAAAUAAAAACUAGGGAUGCCAUAGACGCUGAGAGUUCCCAGAUUUAUAAACUGGACCCUGAUUCUGUCAGUUAAACAGGUUUGAUACUAGUAAUAUUACUGCAAAUUAUAAUGUUGUUAUCUAUGAUAAUGGAAAUAAUUAUGAUAAUCACAUUUCUUACCAAAACAAUUAUUUUAAUCUCGUCAUUAUCAUCAUCAAUAUUAUCUGUAUCAUUGUUACUCGACAACCAGCUGAAGUAGUUUCUGAGCUGCUUGUGUUGUUGUGCAGUGAAACAGGUGUAUUUAUCCUUUUUAUGGCAUUAAAUUGGCCAAAUGUCCAAAUAAAACAUUUAUGAUAAUCAUAUUUAAAUACUUUACAAAUUCAAAUAGGGUUCCUAUGUAAGUGUAGACAAAUGUGGAAAUAAAUAUGAUCAAUUUCCAGGUCUUAAAAGAAUGGGGAAAAAUAUUUACGUUUCCAGACUACACCACAGUUUUAAAAUAUUGUUUUCUAAAAUAGAAAAGUAGGUAUUUCCAAAAAUAACUCUUAAAAAGCAGGGUAUGGAAAUUCCAACCGUGUAGGAACCCUGUAACCUGAUUUAGGAAUAGACAAACCUUGGAUCAGUUUUUCAGUAACAUGCAUACAUUCACAUUUGAAUACAAUAUCAUCGUGAUCUCCACCAUCUUCACCACACUUAUUUGCAUCAUAUUUUUGGAUAUAAGAGUCAUUUUAUGUCUCUGCAGCACUUAGAACUGUUUUACUGAAAAAAAGGCUCCAUAACUCCACUUCAGAUUUUGGGUAACUUGUCCUACUUGUGUGUUUUUAUGUUUUGAUUCAAAUUCAGACAACUUUAUUAAUCCCUGAAGGGCAAUUCAUUUCACAGUUAACCCACCUUGUUAUUAAACAAUGGAACAGACAAAUGCCAGACAUCCACAGCAGCAUUUGGCCGAAACAUUCCCCUUUCAGCACCACAAAUCAGCAAUAAAUAAAUAUCAAAUACAUGUGCAAUUCGUGCAACAGUGGGUGACUAAAACGCAAUAAGAAAUAAUGCCAUAAAAGACGUAAAAUAAUAACUACAACAAUCUAGAUAUCCCAAUUUCAACAUGGGCCACCAAUCUGCUACUUCCCAGCAUUAAGCAGCCUGAUCCCUGAGGGGAUAAAUGAGUUAGGGUACCUAUUUGUUUUCUUGGGGGGGCAUAGUAGCGCCACCCAGAGGGCAUAAGAGAAAAGUCAGAGAAGAGAGUGUGUCCAGGCUGGUCCAUGAUUCUUCUGUCUUUCUGGAUCACUCGUGUCUCCCAGAGACAACUCAGGUCCAUCAGCUGUAUUUCCUCUAAUAAUUUUGGAGCAGACUUUUACUGUCUGGUCACUCCAUUUUUCAUCCCUUGGUAAUAUCGCAGUGAGUGACCAUGAGAGCUACACUCGCUUAACGAAUAAGUAAUGCUCACCUUAAUGUUCUGGCUCGUAUUUGCCUUUAAUUACUAGAUCUUUUUUUAUUUUUAGAUGUAUUUACACAUUUUAUCGGAACCAUUAUGGAAACACUGAUUUUAAUCGACCUUUUAAUUCUCGCCCAGGUGAAACCUCUCCUGCAGGUGACUCGGCAGGAGGAGGAGAUGCUGGCUAAAGAAGAGGAGCUGGUGAAGGUGAAGGAGAGACAAGUGAGAGCCGAGGAGCAGCUCAAAGAGUACGAGGCCAAACAGCAACAGGUAGGAGUCGUCACAGCAUAAAGGCUGUAAAACUAUGAAAGCAUCACUAUGUGGAGUUAUUUCACAAAAAAAAAAAAUAAUUUCAAGAAGUUGUGACUGAUGUAAUUGAGCAGUCUCUGUGGCGACUUUUUGUUAGCUGGCUGCAGAGAAGUCAGCUCUCCAAGAGCAGCUCCAGGCAGAGACCGAGCUCUGCGCUGAGGCUGAGGAGAUGAGAGCCCGUCUGACCACCAGGAAACAAGAGCUUGAGGACAUCCUUCAUGAUCUGGAGUCACGCCUGGAGGAGGAGGAAGAGAGGGUCACUCAGAUGCAUUCAGAAAGGAAGAAGAUGCAGCAGAACAUCACAGUCAGUAAAACAGUAGGACACAAAGUGAGAUUUGAUCAAGAAGAAAUCUAUUUCUAAACAUUGUAAAUCGUUUCUUUGGUUCAUGAAGGACCUGGAGCAGCAGUUGGAUGAGGAGGAAGCUACCCGACAGAAGCUUCAAAUGGAGAAAGUCACCACAGACGCCAAGAUGAAGAAGCUGGAGGAGGAUGUGAUGGUGUUGGACGACCAGAACAACAAGCUCUCAAAGGUCAGCUACAACGUGUUCACUCAGCCUAAUAUUUAACAGCAGUGAGCCUGCGGAAAAUUCCAAAAACUGAUUUAUUUAAUAUUAAUGCAACUGCAGGAGAAGAAGCAGCUGGAGGAGAGGAUCUCUGAGUUCACCACCAACCUGACUGAGGAGGAAGAGAAGUCCAAAAGUCUGCAGAAACUUAAGAACAAACAUGAAGCAAUGAUCACAGAUCUGGAGGGCAAGUAUUUGCUGCUGAGACUCUUAUUACGUUCUUGUUUUUCUUUUGUCUAACUGAAUUAUGUGAACAGUUGUAAAACUCAUUCUUUACAUUCAGCUAACGGGUUUGACUCAAGCUAUUCUCAGUCUGGAAUCCACUUUAAAAGUGACAUGCUGGACCAGGAAUCAAACAGAAGUCAGGAAUCAAAAAAGGACAUGCACGUUAUACAAAAAGCACCCAUGUAACUGAAAAGCACUGUGACGAUCUUGCAUAUGUUAUUAACAAUGCCUGAGGUAGAUCUGUAAAUCAAUGCAGUUCUUUAUCAAUUGAAUAUGUGUUUUUAUUCAAUGUUCUUUUUUAGACUCUUCACUCUGAAAUCCCCCAACCAGUCUUCAAAAUUUCAAAUACAUGAGCAUUAGGGGUGGGAAUCACGCUACAAUAUUAUCACGAUACUUGGGCCACGAUACGAUGUUAUCGCGAUUUUUAACAUUUUGUGUUACAGUGAGUAUUAUGAUACAAUAUAUUGAGAUUAAAUUAAUUUUUCAACUUUUUAGCUAAUUUAGCAUUUGUCUUUCCUUUAUGUUUUUCUUAUUUACACAGUAUUUCAUUUUCAUGUAGCACAUCUUGCAAAAAUAUUUUUGUUGCACUAACUUUCUCCUGGUCUAUGAUGUCACCUCUGCCAACCUCACUGGACAAACGGUUAAUUUUAUUUUUCCAUUAUCAUAGAUUUGACUUCAUAUUAGCAGUUAAAUUAAAAAAUCGAUACCUGGUAAAUGAGACGAUAUGAUAUAUCAACAGACCAAAUAUUGCAAUACUCUGCUGUAUCGAUUUUUUUCUUCCACCCCUAAUGAGCAUACACAGACAGUUUCAGGAUGUUUUAGACAUCUGUGUGUGGACCUCUGCCCAACCACAUCAUAACUGUAGCUUUAGAGUUCAACCAAGUACAAAAGUUUCUGGCUGAAAAUUAAAAGGCCAACAAUACGAUCCACUAGCAGCAACAAAACAAUAAGUUUUCCUGCCACACCAAAAUCAGUCUUAGGAGAGCAACCAACGUUUGUGAGCUUGUGUUUGUGCUUUUGUUUUUUUUUUUAUAAAUUUUUUAUCACCUCUGUAAAUAAUUACUCAUUAAUAGGUGAGUAAAUUCUGUUUUUUAUCUCUUUUUACUUACAGAUCGUCUGAGAAAAGAGGAGAAAGCGCGUCAGGAGUUGGAGAAAAAUCGCCGCAAACUCGAGGGUGACUCCACUGAGCUCACUGAUCAGAUCGCAGAGCUGCAGGCCCUGAUCGCUGAACUCAAAGCUCAGCUGUCCAAAAAAGAAGAAGAACUCUACGCUGCACUGGCCAGGUUUGUGGUAACUUUAAUUUUUGGGAUCUGAAUUCGUGUUGGGUGGGAUAUGUCUUCCCUCAGAUGCAGUCCACUCUCAAGUUUGGGAUUACACACGGAGACACCUUUGUGACAGUGUCCUUCCUUCUCUCCGUCUCACCCCAGAAUUGAAGAGGAGGCUGCAGCCAAGAAUGCGGCCCAAAAGAGGAUCAGGGAGCUGGAGGCUCAGAUCAAUGAGCUGCAGGAGGACCUGGAGAUGGAGAAGCAGGUGCGCACAAAGGCCGAGAGACAGCGCAGGGACCUGGGAGAGGAGCUAGAGGCACUGAAGACUGAGCUGGAGGACACUUUGGACUCGACUGCCGCACAGCAGGAGCUCAGGUAACAGUCGAGUUCACAGAAACCCCUCCACUGCUUCCUCCAGGAUGGACAAAUGUGUUUGUCUACUAAUAUCCCAGUUUUAUCUCAUUGUUCCAGAACCAAACGAGAGACAGAGGUCACCCAGCUGAAGAAGACUCUGGAGGAAGAGGCCAAGGUUCACGAGCAGCAGAUGUCAGAGAUGAGGCAUAAACACAAUCAGACCUUUGAGGAGCUGAAUGAACAGCUGGAACAGGCCAAAAGGGUAAUGAAACGAUGUGGUCAGUCAGUAGAGAAAGAUGCCAAUACCUGAACACCCAGUGACAUCUGUAACACAAGUAAUUCAAUCGUCUCCUGCAGAACAAAGCCUCAAUGGAGAAAUCAAAGCAGGCCUUGGAAAGUGAGUGGAACGAGCUGCAGAUCGAGAUGAAGACUUUGUCUCAAAGCAAAACUGAUUCUGAGCACCGCCGCAAAAAGGCUGAAUCCCAGGUUCAAGAACUUCAGGUCAAAUUUGGAGAGAGUGAGCGGCAGAGGCAGGAGGUUACCGACAAGCUGGCCAAGAUGCAGGUAGAGUACUAACCGAGUGGUCAGUGAAAUGAAGAAUAAGCACAAGUACCUUUUUUAUGGAUCAUGGUACAUAUUUUUCUUUAAAUCCGGUUUUUAGACUGAGCUGGAGAACGUCAACAGUCUUCUGAGUGAAGCAGAAGGGAAAAGCAUCAAAUCGAGCAAAGAUCUUUCUUCUACAGAGUCUCAGCUGCAGGACGCACAGGUAUGCAUGUUUACUGCCGCUAUUGCACUUGUCUUUUUGUAAAUCUCAAAACAAAACUCUCAGCCCUCGUAUUUUACUGAAUCCUCUUAGUCUGGGAUGAGAAGUAAAAGCAAACUAUUUCCUUAAAGUUUCACCAAACCCCAAUCUGAUCUGAAGACAGAGGAGAAAUCCACAUCUUUCUUCAACUUUUAAAGGAUCGCAAUGUCCCUUACUCCUAUAACUGCAAAAUUUAUCAAGGACAAAAGCUCCUGGUAACUUUAGAGGUGUCUUUGCCGUUCACAGUCUUCUGGUAAUUUUGGUUUCAUUCAUGGCGACAGUGACCGUUUAUGUGAAGUCACCAAAAUGCAAACAAAAAUAGACACAAACAGCAGAAGAGCGGAGGGAUUGAAAGAUAUCCACCUUUUUCAAACUCUAGGAGUUGCUCCAAGAGGAGACUCGCCAGAAGUUAUCCCUCUCCACCCGCCUGAGACAGAUGGAGGAUGAACAAAACAGCCUGCGAGAAAUGCUGGAGGAAGAGGAGGAAAGUAAGAAGAAUGUGGAGAAGCAGGUGUCCACUCUUCAGGCCCAGGUCGGUACACAGCAUCACCAAAAAACCUUUGUUUGAUUCACUUUCGAUCUUGUUACUGAACAGGGUUUCUUGGUGUAAAUCCACUCAAAUACUGAAAUUUCUCUCCUCUCAUCCCUCUCUCCCUUUCAUGUCUCCAGCUGGCAGAUUUGAAAAAGAAGCUGGACCAGGAGGCUUCAUCUCUGGAGGGGGCCGAGGAGGGCCGCAAGCGAGUCCAGCGAGAGAUGGACAGCAUCAUGCAGCAACUGGAGGAGAAAACAUCGGCCUACGACAAGCUGGACAAGACAAAAACCCGCUUACAGCAAGAGCUGGAUGACCUGGUGGUGGACCAGGACAACCUGAGGCAGAUCGUCUCCAACCUGGAGAGGAAGCAGAAGAAGUUUGACCAGGUAUCAUGUUGGAAUUGGAGUAAAAACAAAAACCUAAAAAAAGAGAGGUUGCUUGUUUUUAUUUGGAACGUUUGAUGAGCCUGUGUGUCACUUUACCAGGUGGAAUUUGCAGCUUUUUGUGCAACAGAGGACAGCAGAGUAAAAAGUUGCAGAGACGACAAUCAGAAGUGUCUUUUAUGUUGUUACCACAGUGUAGAUACAGAGCAAGACUAAGGUCAAUAAAAGUGGAUUGAAAGUAACAUGAAUGAUGUAGAAACUCUUGAACAAGAUUCUCAAACAAACUUAUAUGUACACUUUUUACUCUUGGAGUGAGUAAAACUAACAAUAGACUGCCCCUCUCGGUCUCUCCUCUUAGAUGCUGGCCGAAGAAAAGACCAUUUCCACUCAGUAUGCAGAGGAGCGGGACAAGGCUGAGGCUGAGGCCAGGGAGAAGGAGACUCGAGCCCUGACGCUGGCCCGUGAGUUGGAGACCAUGACUACCCUCAAAGACGAGCUGGACAGAACCAACAAGCUGCUGAAAGCGGAAAUGGAAGACCUGGUCUCCUCCAAGGAUGAUGUUGGCAAGAGUGUAAGAAAUCAGCCAUUAGAUUCACAACUGUAAAAAUGAAUUUACUCAGAUUACUUGUAUUUAGCUGUUGUAAUGAAACCACCUCGGCACAGGUUCACGAGCUUGAGCGGUCAAAGCGUGCGAUGGAGCAGCAGCUGGAGGAGAUGAGAGUCCAGCUGGAGGAGCUGGAGGAUGAGCUGCAGGCCACAGAGGACGCCAAACUGCGUCUGGAAGUCAACAUGCAGGCCAUGAAAGCCCAGUUUGACCGAGACCUGCAGGCCAGAGAUGAGCAGGGAGAGGACAGGAGGAAACAGCUGGUCAAACAGGUAGCAAAGAAAACGCCUACAUUGUCAGAUUUUUAAAAAUGUUUGCAAAAACUUUGAGUGAAAUUUCUACAUGUCAUCACAAACUAAAAAGCCCUUUCACUCUACUUUAGGUGCGUGAGAUGGAGGUGGAGCUGGAGGAUGAACGCAGGCAGCGUUCUCAAGCCCUGUCAGCGAAGAAGAAACUGGAGCUGGACCUGAGCGAGCUCGAACUGCAGAUCGAUGCUGCCAACAAGGGCCGGGAUGAGGCGCUCAAACAGCUGAAAAAACUCCAGGUAAACAGCCACACGCCAAAGAGACCUGCUGUGCUGAGUCAUCUGUUAAAAUUAGGAAAUCAGGGUACGGUCCCUUAAAAGCUCCUGCUCCUCCAAAAGUGGACAAGUAGUUGAGUGUCCUUCCAAAUUGAGGAGGUGUUGCUGUUUUGUUGUCGGGCGUCUCACUACAGCUCUUCUGUCUCCUUGUAUCCUCCAGGCCCUGAUGAAAGAGCAGAUGAGAGAGCUGGAUGAGCUGCGUCUGUCAAGAGAUGAAGCCGUCAACGGAGCCAAAGAAACUGAGAGGAAGCUGAAGACCAUGGAGGCAGAUGCUCUGCGCUUCCAGGAGGUAUGACUUAAAAAAAACAAGGUUUGGAUCAUUUUUAAGAGCCAUAAACUGCUGAUAUUUAGGUUUUCAGGUUUGAGAUUACAGGCUGAUGUGGAAGUGAAAAAAAUCCCCCAAAACUGUCAGUACAAUUAAUCAGAUCUUUUCCAUUACACAAUAAAUAGCAGAUAUGUUCAUUUCCAAUAUUAAAGAGCAAAAAGUGACGUUAAUAUUUAUAUGAAACUAUUUUAUAGUGCACAGCAUGAUCAUUUAUUCUCACAUUGCCAUCUACAACCCCAAUUCUGUAACACCUGGUACACUGUUAAAUGUUUUAGUAGAAAAAAAGUAGUUGAGAAACAAUUUAAAGCCUAUUUUUGAUUGAAAAUAAACAUCUGAACAUCUUUAGGCUUUUUUUAGGGAAGACCUUACAUAAUACAGCAAAAAAAAAUGUUGAACAACAUGUGGCACAAUAUCAUGGCUCCACAGAAGAAAGGGCCAGGUGCGAAACCUGGUCCUCAAACAUGUGUGUUGUUAAAAGAGGAGGUGAUAAAACACAAUAGUAAACAAGCCCAUGUCUAAACUCUUUGAGAGAUGCUGCUGGCAUCAAAUUUAAAUGAGGGUAUCAAUUUUUCAGUUUCAACAUUGAACCUGUUAUGAUUGGACUCUUUUUUUAACGGAAGCGUAUUGCCUUCACCAAAAAUAAAAAUUAAAAAAAUCUGUUUUUCAGACUAAUUUUUCAGUUUUUUAGACUGUUUUUGUUUUUCGGACAAAUAGAUUUUCCUAUUCUCCUAUUCCUAUUCCUAUUCUAUGGUUAACAUUAUCUGAUUGUAUGUGAUUCUCGCAGGAUUUAGAAGUAUCUCGUUUAGUCAGGAAAGAAAUAUUCCGAAAAACAGAAAGACAAAAAAAAUGUACGAAAAACUGAAAAAAAAAGUCCAAAAGACAGCUAAAUAAAUAAAUUAUAUAAAAAAAAACAGUUUCCUUUUUUUGUAAGUGAAUGCAAUACACUUCUGUACUUUUCAAUAAAAUAUUAUGCAACUAUUUAAUUCUGUUUUAUAAAGGCUUAAGGAAACAGGGUUUGUAUAAUUUACCUCAUGUAACAAUCGUUAUUUACUUGCACCUUUUUCUUUCAGGAUCUGGCCACUGCAGAAAGACUUAAGAGACAAACCCAGUCAGAGAGAGACGAGCUCCAGGACGAGGUCAACAACAGCAACACCAAGAAGUAGGAAAUCACUGUCACAACUGAGCGUAUUAGUAUAUUAGUUUAUACAAGAAUGCAUGCGAGUUUACUUUAAAUGGCAAAAGUUCAUUUUCUACACUCUUCCUUUCCUCUUCUUCGCUCGUUGCUGCUAGUUCUCUGCUGGCGGAUGAGAAGAGGAGACUGGAGGCUCGCAUCAACCAGCUGGAGGAGGAGCUGGAGGAGGAACAAGUCAGCACUGAGAUGCUCAAUGAUCGUCUAAAGAGAACAACUCUGCAGGUGAGCAGGGUCAAAUAUCUUCAUCCUAGCAGCUGGAAUUUCACAAAGAAAUGUUUGGUUAAUGACAGGAGAUGAAGCAAAUGGGAUAAAAACCAAGUGAGACUGAAAUCACAGCUGUAUGGUGUUGUCUAAUGAAACCUCCUCUGUGUGUGUUUAACAUCAGACUGAUCAGUUGACCACAGAGCUGGGUGCAGAGCGCAGCACCUCCCAGCGGUUGGAGGGGGCUCGCUCACAGCUGGAUCGCCAGAACAAAGAUCUGAAACUGAAGCUGCAGGAGCUGGAGGGAACCAUCAAGUCCAAGUACAAAUCCUCUAUCUCUACACUGGAGGCCAAGAUCGCCCAACUGGAGGAACAGCUUGACAUUGAGUCAAAGUGAGUGCAACUGACACUUAAAAGUUGGAUCCCAUCAGUGAAAUGAAAGAUGCACCAAAUCUUUGGUACCGAUAGAGUUUGUAGUUAAUCUGUGAGUUCCUGUGUUUAGAAAACGUUGUCCAAAAAAGUCAAUCAAUUUAUCCAGAAUUCUGAAACCUGUUCAUCUAACUCGGGCAACUUGUUAGUUUGUUGUCUCAGAGUCUUGACACCUCACUGAUUCCUUGCCGUGUUUUUAUUCCUCUCAUUUCAGGGAGCGCCAGCAAGCCUCUCGUCUGGCUAGGCGAACAGAGAAGAAGCUGAAGGAGGUGCUGCUGCAGGUUGAAGACGAGAGACGCAACACCGAGCAAUACAAGGACCAGGUCAGCUUCGUCACAAGUCAACUUUGAAAUUCCUGUUUUGUUGUUUGUUCCUGACUUGAAUCUUUGUGGAUCUGCUCGCAUACAGGCGGAGAAGACCAACAGCCGAAUGCGUCAGCUGAAGCGGCAGCUGGAGGAGGCCGAGGAGGAGGUGACACGAGCCAACGCCUAUCGCAGGAAGCUGCAGAGAGAGCUGGAUGAUGCUGCCGAGUCAGCAGAUGCUAUGAACCGUGAAGUCAGCUCUCUGAAGAGCAAGCUCAGGUAGAGACCUCUGAAAUUUGUUGAAGGUGUUUUUUUUUUUAGAGAUGUUGUUGGUAGUGGAGGCACCAAGUUCAGAUACAGAAAACAGCUAUGUUAAUUUGUAAUAAUACACUUACCUUAAAUGGUUGACUCAAGGUUUGAAUAACUUUUGAUGGUGCCAAUUCCAAAUACACAAUGAAUAAGUCUGUCUCACUUGUGAUAAGUAAUUGAGGAUCCUCUGAUUGCAUUUGAACCAUUCUGUGUUUCGUAGACGCGGGGAUUUACCUUUCAACAUCCGACGUACAAUGAACCGCUCAGGUCUGGACAGCGAUGAGGAGGUGGAAACGCCAACUGAAGCACCAGAACCUGCAGCUGAGUGAACAGAGGAGAGCAAAGAGGCAUGGAUUACAACGACCGCUGUCACCAUGCAGAUACAGUUCAACAUUAGCCAAGCAAGCCAUCAAAUAAGACACUUUACUCUGGAGGAUUAAGCCUUGUUUGUCCUCAACAAUCAUCUUAUAGCCUUACUGCUUUCCUUUUAUACCGAUCAAUACAUUUAUAGAUGGCCAAAUGUUCAUCUCAGUCAAUUUGAGUGUCGUUUUGCUAAAAAGGUUGUACACACUCUUUGUGCUCUAUUUUUUUACUUAAUGGGUAUGUAAUAUCUCAAAACAUUGCUCUUGUAAGAAGCCAUUUUAUAUGUACUUAUGGUUUAUAUGCUGUUACUGAACCAAUUUGGGGGGAAACACUGUACGUGUUAUGCUUGUUUUGCACACAGACAUCGGUCUUCUUAAAGUUUUGAUGCAGUUGUGUUUGCUCUUGUCAAUAUGAAUUUGAGUAUUUGUUCUGAACACUCUAUCUUUGGCUUGCUUUCAUGCUGUUACCUCAACCAGUUUUGCACAAUGCCAACACACACAAAAAAACACAAAGUAAGUUGAUGAGUUGAAAUGGUAACAUUUGGUGAAUAAGUUGGUACAAUGCUGUACCAUCACUGUCGGUGUCUUGGUUGAUAGUUCAUUUCCGACUGUCUUUAUUGGUUACACUUAUGAUUGUAUGUGGUGGUGGGUCAUCAUUUAAUAGAUCUUUGCUUUGUGCCAUGCUUUGCAUAGCAUAUAUGGUUUACUUUAGCACAUUAGCCUCUGAAUUUCUUCCCAGAGUUGAAUCCCUUAUUGUUUGAGUAUUAUACCAUGUAUUAGCAAAUGCAUUACAUGCCAUAUUAUUGUCAUUUGAUAAUGUUCCUCCAUUUUAACAAAUGCCUUAAUGCAAUAAAUUGGAAAAACGUAA
Xyrichtys novacula (pearly razorfish) is the source of this 26821-nucleotide messenger RNA. The record is from the annotation of a GenBank genome assembly. Lineage: Eukaryota; Metazoa; Chordata; Actinopteri; Labriformes; Labridae.